Messenger RNA from Triticum turgidum subsp. durum (durum wheat), 2040 nucleotides. The record is from the annotation of a GenBank genome assembly. NCBI's taxonomy places the organism in Eukaryota, Viridiplantae, Streptophyta, Magnoliopsida, Poales, Poaceae.
AUGGGGAUCUCCGUCGCCGUCCCCUCCCUCCUCCUCCUCCUCCUCCUCUCCGUCGCCCUCCUCCUGCCGCCGGCCGCCGCGCGAUUCUCCUUCACCUACAACUUCACCGCCGCCUCGGACUCGGCCCCAUCGGGCAUCUCCUUCCAGGGCGACGCCUUCUUCAACAAGUUCAUCCGCCUCACCCGCGACGAGCGCGUCGGGCCCCUCACCAGCAGCGCCGGCCGGGCCUUCUUCUCCCGCCCCAUCCCACUCCUCGACCCCGUCUCCCGCCGCCCCGCCUCGUUCGCCUCCGCCUUCUCCUUCUCCAUCUCCGCCCCCGAACCCUCCGCCGCCUCCGGCGACGGCCUCGCCUUCUUCCUCUCCCCGUUCCCCUCAGUCAUCCCCAACAGAUCCGCUGGCGGCCUUCUCGGGCUCUUCAACUCCUCCGCCCGCAACGGGGGCCGCUCCCUCGUCGCCGUCGAAUUCGACACCUACAGGAACGAUUGGGACCCCAGCGACGACCACGUCGGCAUCGACCUCGGGGGCAUCGCCUCCGUGGCCACCGCCGACUGGCCAACCAGCAUGAAGGACGGCCGCACGGCGCACGCGCGCGUCGCGUACGACGCGGAGGCCAAGAACCUCACCGUGGCCCUCUCCUACGGCGACGCUCCCCCCACGGACGUCCUUCUGUGGUACGCCGUCGAUUUGAGGGAGCACCUGCCCGACGCCGUGGCCGUUGGCUUCUCCGCCGCCACCGGCGAGGCCGCCGAGCUGCACAAGGUCCUGUACUGGGAUUUCACCUCCAGCGUCGACAGCAAGGAGCAGACGGUGGUGCUGUGGGUGGUACUGGGAUUGUGUGGAUUCCUUGUUGUGCUCGUCGGUGCAGGGAUUGUUUGGUUCGUGAAGGAAUGGAGGAAGACAGGAGAGUGUGUCCCCUACGUCGAUAUCGACGAUGCAAUGGGGUACGACGAGCUGACUGACGAGUUCAUCGUGCAGAGCGGGCCAAGAAGGUUCCGUUAUGCUGAAUUGGCGGCGGCAACCAAUAAUUUCUCCGAGCAGAGGAAGCUCGGGCAGGGCGGGUUCGGUGCUGUUUACCGGGGAUUCUUGAAGGAGCUUGGUCAGGAGGUGGCCAUCAAGAGGGUCUCCAAGGGGUCGACCCAGGGCCGCAAGGAGUACGCGGCCGAGGUACGCAUCAUCAGCCAGCUGCGCCACCGGCAUUUGGUCCGGCUUGUCGGGUGGUGCCAUGAACACCGUGGCGACUUCUUGCUCGUCUAUGAGCUCAUGCCCAAUGGCAGCGUCGACCAGCACCUCUACGGCAAGGGCGUGCACCUCACCUGGCCGACACGGUACGACAUUGCACUGGGCCUCGCCUCGGCAUUGCUCUACCUUCACGAGGAAUGCCUUCAGUGCAUUGUGCACCGCGACAUCAAGCCGAGCAAUGUGAUGCUGGAUGCGACCUUCAGUGCCAAGCUCGGCGACUUUGGCCUUGCCAAGCUCGUUGAGCAUGGCAGCCAGCCCUACACCACCGUCCUGGCUGGCACGCUGGGCUACUUGGCGCCAGAGUGCCUGACGACAGGCAAGUCAAGCCGAGAGUCGGACGUGUACAGCUUCGGCGUCGUGGCACUGGAAAUUGCUUGCGGACGACAGCCAUCGGAGCCCACGGCGGAGCCGAGCAAGGCAAGGCUGGUGCCGUGGGUGUGGGAGCUGUAUGGGAAAAAAGCCCUUCUCGAAGCGGCAGACUGGAGGUUGAAGGGGGAGUUCGAUGAGAAGCAGAUGGAGCAUCUGAUGGUGGUUGGACUAUGGUGCGCUCAUCCUGACUACACGCAUAGGCCAAGCAUCAGGCAGGCCCUGAAUGCCCUGAAGUUUGAGGCGCCAUUGCCUGUGCUGGCACCGAAGAUGCCGGUGCCGACGUUCUUCCCUUUGCCUGACUUGGCUGCUCUGGUGUCAUCAGUUGGAGGUGCGUCCAACACACAGGACCCAGGCGGCGUUACUGAGUGCGAGUCAUCAGGGGCUAAUGCUGGCAAAGGGUCUUCGGUGAGGGAUAGACUUCUGGAGCCGUGA